Molecule: messenger RNA, 2766 nt
Organism: Anopheles maculipalpis
Lineage: Eukaryota; Metazoa; Arthropoda; Insecta; Diptera; Culicidae
Gene: pain
Product: transient receptor potential cation channel protein painless
Exons: 6
Coding region: 1-2766 (921 amino acids)
Biological process (GO): transmembrane transport; monoatomic ion transport
Cellular component (GO): membrane
Molecular function (GO): monoatomic ion channel activity; protein binding
Source: RefSeq, a predicted model, not a curated record
AUGAACGCGAUAAAGUUCCAACAUUUAAGCCUCACCAACCCGCAGCUGUCGCUUGCUGCAAGUUUCAAUGCGAACGAUUUGUCCGAGUUCAAUCGGGCACUUCGUAAUGGGGCGAACGUGAAUCUGCGUGAUCGUGACACGACAUACUCGGUGUUUGAAUUAGCAUGCAAAACUCCCGGUAAAAAACAAUUCAUCCGAGCCUGCCUGAAUCGUGGAGCGGUCGUUUCAGAGAGAAACCCCGAGACCAACGAGUAUCCCAUUCAUCUGGCUGCUCUGUCCUUCGAUAGUGACAAUCUUGCGGAGCUGCUUGAAUUACCGCGCGUCUUUGUCGAUCAGAAGUUCGAAGAUCGCACUGCACUGUUUUUACUGUUCGAGCAGAUCGAUGGCAAUAACUGGAGGGAAGUGUUUGAGUGUAUCAAGCUGCUGUUAAAAUACCACGCCAACAUAAACGCAACGGAUGCAAAUAGCGUUUCACCUAUAGCGCGACUUGUUAGUGAUAACGACCCUUGGCGGAAGGAAAUAUUGGAAUACUGUCUGCAAAACUAUAGCGUGAACGUGGACUUUCGUCGUAAGCAAGCACGAAAAGCGAUCGAGAAACACUUUCCGGGCACAACCAUUCCAGAAGUCGAUAUGGAAAAUGUAACGUUUGAAGUGCUGCGGAACAAAUUAACAGCCGAAACAGAGGAUGAUUUUCUAGCGGCGUAUGAAAAAUACAGGCGUCAAAAUGAAGGUCACGUGUUGCGCGAUGAAGAAUUUACCGAUCUUUUAUCGUACGCAGUCUACCGAGCAAAGCAGAUUGCUGCCCAGAAGCUUCUCGAGGAGAGGAUUGCUGGAGGGAAAUUUGCUGGAAAACCGGUGCUCCUGUCUACACUGUUGGCCAAGUGCUGUAAUCAAGGAAACGUUCCGAUGCUAGAAAUGCUGCUAAAAAUCAUUCCGGAUGAUCAGAUUGGGUUGAUAAACGAAGAUCCGCUACUUUCGCUGCUGGUGAAACAGAUUGACGUAUACAAGGACAAGAAUAAGUGUCCGUUCUUCAAAAGCAUGGGCAUUUUGUUGAAUGAUCCACGCACAGAGGUUGACAAAAUCGAUGAAAAGCGUUACACUGCGAUGCACUACGCGGUGAAGUACAAGAUUGAUCAUGCCCAGGAGCUGCUGCUUGCCAAAGGUGCUUACGUCGGGGGCGAAAAUAUAUUCGGCGAGUCGCCGAUCAGUGAGAUGGAUUCGUUCCUGUUGGAGAAGCAUUUGGACUCGUGCGUUACGAGCAACGAUCGCAAGCCCGGCGAUGAGGAUUACGAAGUGAGGAUAGAUUUCUCAAACUUCAUACCACCGGCACAGAAACCGAACUAUGCAGAACCGGCCAAGGUCGCGUUUGGUGGUUUACCGUACGAAGACGAGAUGCAACCGAUCGUACGGAUGGCACAAUCGUCCAGCUCCAAACGAUUGCUUCGGCAUCCGGUGAUAUCGAGCAUUUUGUUGCUAAAGUGGCUAAAGCUGAUAUGCUUCUUUUACAUCAAUCUCAUUAUCUGUACGACGUUCUUCGUUUCGUUCACGAUGUACGUGGUGUUCUGCUACGGACGGGAGGACGCUCCGUUCAAGCUGUUCUUCUACUUCGUGUCGCUAGCUGGAUGGAUAUAUCUGAUCGCACGAGAGUUGAUUCAAUUUUUGCUGAACAUGCGCAUGUAUGUACGAUCGCUGGAAAAUGGUAUGGAAGUGCUGCUCAUCCUUACGUCCGGUGCGGUGUUGAUGCGCGAGUUUGGCGAUGAGACUCGGCGCGUCGCAUCUGCCUGCGUCAUUCUGCUGUCGGCGUUGGAGUUUACGUUGCUGGUCGGCACACUGCCUGUGCUGUCCAUCUCCACGCACAUGGUUAUGUUGAAAACGGUGUCGAUAAAUUUCCUUAAGUGUCUGGUAUUAUAUUCGAUAAUACUGCUAGCAUUUGCGUUCAGCUUUUACACACUGUUCCGGGUGAACGGAAGCACUAAACCGGUCGAUGCGAACACUGUGGAAAUGGCCACCGAACAGCGUGGUGCUGAUGACGGUGAUGACGAUCAGUUUAAUCAGUUCGGGGAUGUUCCGCUUGCAUUGAUGAAAACAGCAGUAAUGUUGACUGGUGAAUUUGAAGCGGCGAACAUUAAAUUUCAACAGUCGAGCUUGAGCUAUGUUAUUUUUGCACUAUUUUUAUUCUUCGUCUCUAUCGUACUGUUCAAUCUGAUGAAUGGUCUUGCUGUCAGCGAUACAACGGCCAUCAAAGCUGAGUCGGAAAUCAUCGGUAUCACGCAGAAAGUAUUUCUCAUUAACAAGUACGAAAACGCACUGAAGACAUCAAAACCAAUCCGAUGCAUUACCGAACGUCUGGCAUGGAUAUUUCCCUCGAACAGUUUGCAGCUAUUCUCGAAUACCGAGCCACUAAAGUACAUUGCGGUGAAGCCAAACCAAUCGAAUGCGAUCAUGAUACCAGCGCGUGUGUCACGGUACACUCACAACGCAGAGCAUGGUGAUCUUGAGCUUGGGAAUGAGUUGGAAGGUAAAACAUUGCUGGAACGCAAUCAGAAGUAUGGCACCGAAUGUUGCAUUAUGCCAUGCCUGAGCAAUAUGGAUGGUAAAAUAGUGAAAUAUGCGCUGGAGAUUCUUCACUCACGGCAAGAGAACAUAGGAUCGAUCGAGUAUCGUUUGUCGCGUAUGGAGCAAACUAUCGAACAAAUGGCUCAGAAACAAAAGGAAUUCGGAAAACUAAUGCAAACACUAGUUACUACGCUACAACCACAGUCUUAG